Molecule: messenger RNA, 3006 nt
Organism: Aspergillus terreus NIH2624
Lineage: Eukaryota; Fungi; Ascomycota; Eurotiomycetes; Eurotiales; Aspergillaceae
Exons: 2
Coding region: 1-3006 (1001 amino acids)
Source: RefSeq, a predicted model, not a curated record
AUGGAUCAGAAAUUCUCGCAAAAUGCCUCUCACAAUCCAGAUGCCAUUGCAGUCGAGGAUGGCUCCCAGAAAUGGUCCUAUUCGGACGUUCAUCGCGAGGUUGAGCGACUCUCGUCUAUCCUCAAGUCCUUGAAACUCCCCACUGAAGCACCUAUUGGUAUUAUUGAAGAGCUGGGUUCGCCCAUUGUUAUCGCCCAACUGGCUGUCAUCCGCGCAAGGCACACCUGCUUGCCCUUAGACCCAUCGUUGCCGACAGCUCGUCUGCGGGAUCUGCUUACUGAGGUUGGGUCCCAAUAUGUCCUGUCGAACAAAGACUGCUUUGACGAAGUUCUUGGGGUUGAGGUUAUUCCUAUUACUCGGAAGCCCUUGGAAAGCGGGUAUCCUGCCAAAGCCAGCAGUCAGUCUAAUGGGAUAGACCAGGGCCACCAGGGCAAGAAGUGCGGGUAUCGGAGUCAUAUUCUAUAUACCUCUGGAUCAAGUGGAAAGCCGAAAGCAGUGCAAAUUCCCGAAAUAGGUAUCUUGAAUCUGGUCUCUGACCCUCCCAUCUUGCUGCAGAAGUUGGAUCGGGUGGCAGUGAUUAAUAACCCUGGCUUCGACGUUUCUCUAUAUGAAAUCUUGGUUCCCCUAGUGGUCGGGGCUACUAUUGUCGUUGUGCCUCGUCCGGUCAUCACCGAUCCUUUCAACGCGCGAGAAUUCAUUGCUGAGAAGAAGAUAUCAAUUGUUUUUCUCACCGCAUCACUCUUCAAUAUCAUUGCUCAAGCAUGUCCCACGACUUUUAGGGGGGUUCGGCAUGUGCUCACAGCUGGUGAAGCUGCCAACAUAGCCGCCAUGACAGCCGUUCUCGAAUCAUCCGGGCCCCCCAAGAACCUCUGGAACACGUACGGACCGACAGAAACCCUCGUCUUCUCUACUCUGCAUCCUGUGACACCAUCGGAGCUUCAAUACAGCAAUAUAAGUAUUGGAAAACCAUUCGGGGACACGAAGUUGCUGCUCGUUGACUCGGAAUCCAACCCGAUAACCGAGCCAGGGAAAACUGGCGAGAUUCUUCUUGGAGGUCCAUCAUUGACUCCGGGGUACAUCGGGCGCCCAGAAGAGAAUGAGUCGCGCUUUGUCAUUUCUACAAACGGCACUCGUUACUAUAAAACCGGGGAUUUAGCUCGAUGGCGCCCUGAUGACCCAGAUCUGCUCGAAUUUGCUGGUCGGGUGGACUUACAAGUGAAACAAGGCGGAUUCCGAGUUGAGUUGAAUGAGAUCGAGCAAAACCUUCUCGCCAGUAAGGCACUGUCAGCGGCGAUUGUGGUGCAAGUCCGUCCAUCCGAUGACAGUGACCCGUUUCUGGUCGGCUAUGUCAUCCCUGCAGCUUCCAACUCCGUUCGCAAGCGACAGCUCGUGGAGCAUAUGGAGAAGCGAGUCCCAGAUUACAUGGUCCCCAGAGACUUCGUAUUCUGUUCAAAGUUCCCAAUCACAGAGCAUGGCAAAGUCGACCGCAAAGGGCUCAAGGACCGUUAUUUGCAGCACCAGGAACAAUCGAGAACAGAUGAAAAUGUCAACGGCAAAUCGUUGGACCUCGCCGCCCAGAUCCGCAAUAUUUGGUCCUCUCUGUUGAACAUAUCGGAAAUCAAAGAGUCCGAUGACUUUUUCUCUCUCCGGGGCACGUCCAUCCAAGCGGCCUCAAUGAUUUCGACGAUUCAGAAACAACUCGGCAAGACUAUCUCGAUGCGUGCCCUCUUCGAGAACUCCCGCUUCAAGGACCUUGUUCAAUACAUUGAAGAGUAUGCAGAAGGGGGUAAUGCGCCGGACGACACCGAAUCCUGGCUAUCUGAUGCUGCAUAUGGCGAGGAGGUAAGCCCCGUUCCCGACUGGCAGGCGCCCGGCGAAGGCCGAGUCUUCAUGACCGGCGCCACCGGCUUCAUCGGCGCCCAUUUUCUCAAUCGACUACUCAAGAUGGACACUGUCCGAGAGAUCAUCUGCCUAGUCCGCCCGAAGAACGGAAUGUCCGCCCGAGAACGCGUGCAAAGUGUUCUGGAGCGGUACGAUCUGUGGGACAGUUGCAAGGACGCCAUCACCAAGAUGACGGUGCUGCACGGCGACAUCACCAAGGGCCAAUUCGGGUUGACGGAUGAACAGUUCGCCUGGUUGGUUGACCGAGCCAGCGUGGUGUUCCAUCUCGGAGCCAAACUCAAUUUUUGUGAGCCGUAUGAUGCCCAUCAGGAGGUCAAUGUGAUCGGCACGAAGAAUACGUUGGAGGUGGCCGCGCGCGGCCGCCGGAAGACUUUCCACUACAUGUCUAGCAUUGAUACCUGGGGCACCACUGGGCUGACACUGGAGACGCGGCGGCUCCUCGAGGAUGAGCCGCUGGAGCCUCAUCUACCGAGCCUACGCUAUGACACCGGGUACGCGGCCAGCAAGUGGGUGGCCGAGGCGGUUGUUCGUCGCGCGCGCCAGCGCGGCAUCCCGACCAUCAUCUAUCGUCCAGGGUUUGUGAUCGGAGAUUCGCGUUAUGGACAUGGAAAUCCUGAUGAUUUCUUCGCCCGGCUUAUGGUAGGUACCAUCCAGCUAGGCGCAUUCCCCCGGUUGCCGAACCAACGAAUGGAGAGGAACCUAGGCAAGUCGUUCAGCCUCGUGGCGCCGGACCCGGCCGACUCCGUAAAUCUCGAAAAAACCCACUGCAUCAUCAACAAGGCAGGGUAUCCGGUCGAGCUCGUCCCGUACUGGGAGUGGGUGCACCGACUGGAGAAGACUGAUGGCCAGAACCCGCUAAUGCCUCUGAUGCCGCUGCUGCGAGAGCCAGUUCUCGGCGGGCUGUCUCGGUUCGAGACCAGCCGCAACACGCCGCAUUACACGAGCUUUAACACGGUCAAGGCGCUGGAGGAAGCACCGGAUAUUCGGUAUAUUCCGCUUGACGCAGGGAUGCUGAACCGGUUCUUGCAGUUCUGGGACCGGAAGGGCUACUAUCAUGUCUUGCGGAAGGAUUCUGGGCCCAAGGAGCGAAAAGUAGUGAGAUGA